This is a messenger RNA of Solanum dulcamara, 2850 nucleotides long. RefSeq names its product cell division cycle protein 27 homolog B. The record is from RefSeq and is a predicted model, not a curated record. Gene Ontology annotation, biological process: cell division. The coding region runs from base 125 to 2377 and encodes 750 amino acids. The transcript has 16 exons. Gene Ontology annotation, molecular function: protein binding. NCBI's taxonomy places the organism in Eukaryota, Viridiplantae, Streptophyta, Magnoliopsida, Solanales, Solanaceae.
CUCUUUUGUUUGUUUCUUCGUCGACUGUUGUGGCCUUCCUCAAAUUGAAAAAUUGAAUCUAUCUCUCACACGCUAGAGUCGAUAUCGUGGGUUCUCUCCUUUUGAAUUUCGAGUCCAAAUAUCAAUGGAAACCCUACUAACUGAGUGUGUGCAAAACAGCCUGGGACAUUUUAUGUACCACAACGCCAUUUUCAUGUGUGAACGACUCUGUGCCGAGUUCCCCUCUGAGACAAAUAUGCAGCUUUUAGCUGGCUGCUACCUACAGAACCAACAGGCUUAUGCUGCAUAUCAUGUUCUGAAGGGGACACGUAUGGCUCAAUCCCGCUACUUGUUUGCACUAUCAUGCUUUCAGAUGGGUCUUCUCACUGAAGCUGAGACAGCGCUUUGCCCACGUAAUGAGCCAGCUGCAGAGGUUCCAAAUGGUGCCGCUGGGCAUUACCUUCUUGGACUUAUUUACAGGUAUACAGAUAGAAGAAAUAGUUCCAUCCAGCAUUUCAAUCAGGCAUUGUUAUUGGAUCCAUUGCUAUGGGCUGCAUAUGAGGAGUUGUGUAUACUAGGUGCUGCAGAAGAAGCAGCUGCAGUUUUCGGGGAAGCAUCUUUGCUUUGCAUUCAAAAACAACACUUAUACCAAGGGAACCAAUCGCAAAAUCUACAAGCAUCUACUGAUGAUCAGUAUGUAGCUUCUAAGAAUAUUGUCUCAGACGACAUCAGCCCUAGGCAAUCAAAACAUACACACAGCAAUAAUCUUCGAGAAAUUUCUGGAAAUUAUAAUGGAGCAGCUGCUAUCCAGAAUUUAGGUGGGGCUUCUACUAACAUGUCAUUCUUCAACACUCCCUCACCAAUGGCUUCACAGUUGUCAGGAGUGGUUCCACCUCCAGUUUGUAGAAAUUUUCAGCAAAAUGGAACUAAUGCAUCUGUGGCUGGUGCUGAUAAUUCUCCGCGAUCAACUGUCAAUUCAACCAUUCAGGCCCCUCGGAGAAAGUUUGUUGAUGAGGGAAAGUUAAGAAAGAUAUCUGGGAGGUUAUUUUCUGAUUCUGGCCCUCGACGAAAUUCAAGGCUUGCUGGAGAAUCUACUGGAAACACAAAUUCAAAUGUAUCUGCAGCUUCUGGAAAUGGAACCAUUCACUCAUCCAAAUAUUAUGGUAGUUCAAAGCUGAGCUCGAUGACUUUACGAUCCAUGACAAGUCGAAAGGCACAAUCUUGGGCUACCGAAAACUGUGGUGAAGGGACUCGGAAUGACAUUUCUGAUGAUUCUCGGCUAAAUAUGACUGUGUCACACACUUCCGGAGAUGCUAGACCUCUUGAACAAGAAGGGCCCGGAACUUCUGCUUCUGGGGUUAAUGUAAGCAGCACAUCUAUCCUCUCAGGUGCUUCAGAGAUACUGGCCCUUUUCAGGAAUCUUGGGGAAGGAUAUAGACUUUCUUGUAUAUAUAGAUGUCAGGAUGCACUAGAUGUUUAUAACAAACUCCCCCACAAGCAUUAUCACACUGGAUGGGUUCUUUCUCAGAUUGGAAGAGCAUACUUUGAAAUGGUUGAUUACCUAGAAGCAGAUCAUGCAUUUGGCCUUGCUCGUCUGGUCUCACCUUAUAGUUUAGAAGGAAUGGACGUGUACUCGACAGUGUUGUUUCAUCUCAAGGAGGACAUGAAGUUGAGUUAUCUGGCUCAGGAGCUGGUAGCAACUGAUAGAUUAGCUCCUCAAUCUUGGUGUGCUAUGGGGAAUUGCUAUAGUUUACAGAAAGACCAUGAAACUGCUCUUAAAAAUUUUCAACGAGCUGUACAACUAAAUCCUAGAUUUGCAUACGGGCAUACGCUUUGUGGUCAUGAAUAUGUUGCUUUAGAAGAUUUUGAAAAUGCUAUUAAGAGCUAUCAGAGUGCACUUCGUGUGGAUGCCAGGCAUUACAAUGCCUGGUAUGGGCUUGGAAUGAUCUAUCUCCGACAGGAGAAGUUUGAAUUUUCAGAGCAUCACUUUCGAAUGGCUCUGCGUAUAAAUCCACAGUCUUCUGUUAUCAUGUCAUAUCUUGGCACUGCAUUACACGCUCUGAAGAAAAAUGAGGAGGCAUUGGAAGUGAUGGACCUGGCUAUUGUAGCAGACAAGAAAAACCCUCUUCCAAUGUAUCAGAAGGCUAACAUACUUGUGAGCACGGAAAGUUUUGAUGCCGCUUUAGAAGUCUUGGAGGAACUUAAAGAGCAUGCUCCUCGUGAGAGCAGUGUCUAUGCUUUGAUGGGUAGGAUAUACAAGAGGCGUAAUAUGCAUGACAAAGCCAUGCUUCAUUUUGGAGUAGCUUUAGAUUUAAAACCAUCUGCAACUGAUGUCGCAACCAUUAAGGCUGCCAUUGAAAAGCUGCAUGUACCAGAUGAGAUGGAAGAUGAAUUAUAAUAUAUCUGAAUGAACCGGAAAAUGAGACGAUCAGGCUGUAAAUUAUCCAGCUCAAAAUAUACAACUACUUGAAGUUCUUGUAUGCUUGUCCUUUCGAGAAAGCUCCGGCUACAAACAAGUCAGAGAACAGUCUUUUCAUGAAAAUCCUUUGCAGUUCUCAAAGGAUUUCAUGGAUUGUUUGUCUCACACUUGAGAGGACAUUGUGUACCAAAAGAGGCUUAAUCUUCUCCAAGUUGAUUUGUGAUUGGCCGUGUUGAAGCCAGCAGGAAUUUUUCUCAGAUCUGAUGAUAAUCAUUGCUAUCAUUGUACAUAAAUUUGAAAUGUUUGUAAGGUGUGUAGUGUUAUUACUUGGGUUUUAUCAUCUAUGUACGAUAAUCUGAGUAGCUCUCAUGCGAAUAUAGAGCAGUUGGAGCUUUUUGCUUUCAUAAAAUUAUUUCAGAAAUUCAAUAUAGAAGCAAUUUAGUUGUACAUUA